AUGCAUGCACUCGCAGUCAGGGGGGCCCCCAUCAGGAGGAGCAUGGCACAUGGAGCCAUUGCCGGCACCGUCGUCGGAGUCGUUGCCGCUGUCGUUCUGCUCUUCUGCCUCUACCCUGUUGUCGUUCACUGGUUGCGGCGUCGCCGACAUGGCAGCCGUCCGCAUCUAGAUGCCGAAUCCAACGUUGCCUGCGCGCACACCGAAUCCUCUCCCCACGGACGCCUCUCCUCCAACGACUCCCUCAAGCAGGAAGGCGACGGCUCCCGCGGAGACGUCGAGAUUGGUGCGACCCGCAGCAAGGACCUUCAGCAGAUAUCCCCCGAUGGCAGCAUCGGGAACGUCCAAGGCCCUCAGGCGCUCCAGUCUCUCCAGUCUGCCCAGCCCGCCCCGGCUUCCCAGCUUCCUCGCGGCUCCAACGACGAACUUUCGGCCGCCCAAGGAGGGGCAGUACCUGAUGAGAGCGUUGCGGCCACGCAAGUGUCUGCUGGCGAGUGCGAGGUCGAGCCGUCCGCGGGCACUCCAUACCACUAUAUGGAGUACAUGCCCGAGUCCGAGGUGAUCGACGAUAACCCUGGCGUGCUUACCGGAACCAGUGCCGACUACUACCGGUCGUCGAUCCCGUCAGAGGCCUUUGGCAUGAUGGAAACUCCAUCGAACAGUCAAGGCGAAACUCCGCUCGCCAGACGGUCGGGAUCCCGGGCGUCCUCGCUGAAAUACAACGUUCGGCGCAUGUUUCGAAGAAGGAGCGGCAGAGAAAGCACACUCGACUCAUACACCGUCUCCAGUGCCGCAGAAAGCUGGCGAGCCUCCGCCGGAGACGCUGCGCCGCAGCAGAAUGUCACGAAUGGGGACCCGACUGCAUCACCGACCCAGAUUUCUCCCACCAUCACACCGGCCGUGGCCGUACCCGGACCCUCCUCGGGAGACGACGCCGGCUCCUCUGCAGCAGCAGCAACGACGACGGAGACGCCUCCUCGGCUCUUCCAGUCGCUCAAGCAUUCCCCUUCUCCCCCGUCACGGCCGGGGCCAGGAACUGUGAACCCGAUGGACAUCAUGCCGGCCACAACCGAGGCGGAAGUUUGGCAUCAGACCGAGCACCGGUUGCAUUUCCCGACCGACUCCUCCGCUUCAUGGGCGUACCCUCCCGAGACAAACGUGAAUGCUGUCGAUGCAUCACCAUCGCCAGUGACGCUGCACCCUCCCAUGAGCGAAAGCAAAGGUGCCGAGCCGACCGAGGCGGGAAAUGGAGUCGAUCCGAAGCCCAUGACGGUGGCCGAGGCCGAUGCGGUGCACGGCGACAACUGCAUUGCCGUGCCGGGGCGAAUAUCGCACGAUCGUCUGAGUCCACUGCCCUGCACAGAGCCCGGGCGACGCCCUAGCUGUGUAUCCGACCGAUCGACGCCAUUUGCGGGAGCCAACUCGACGGAUGGCUCAUCCCACAACACACCCUUAACCCAACUCGAUAGCCCGAGCCCCGGAUCGAUGAACAGCUCCGACUUCCGCCAUAGCGUGUCGCCUCAGCCGGUUGUUCCUGCAUCCAAGUCAGGCUCGUGGCGAUGCGACGAACCCGGCUGCCAUCAACAGUUUGAUCAACCGCACAAGCUAAGACAUCACCAACGGUACCACAGCAAGGACCACAAGUGCAACUACCCCAACUGCGGAAAGGGCUUCGGCACCAAGACACAUCUCCAGCGCCACAUCAAUGACAGGCACGAGAAGAAGAAGAAGUUUCACUGCUCCGUGCCCGGCUGUGAUUACUCCAGAGCCGGCGGUAAAGGGUUCCCUAGGAAAGACAACUGGAAGAGACACAUGAUGAAGAUUCACAAGAUGGACCAGGCGCAGCUGUCGGAGCCGGUCGAGGUCGACGAGGAGAUGACGGGCACGUGA
Molecule: messenger RNA, 1887 nt
Organism: Drechmeria coniospora
Lineage: Eukaryota; Fungi; Ascomycota; Sordariomycetes; Hypocreales; Ophiocordycipitaceae
Exons: 2
Coding region: 1-1887 (628 amino acids)
Cellular component (GO): nucleus
Source: RefSeq, a predicted model, not a curated record